Messenger RNA from Bactrocera latifrons, 1539 nucleotides. It is a transcript of the gene Ktl, whose product is annotated as BTB/POZ domain-containing protein KCTD12. The coding region runs from base 640 to 1323 and encodes 227 amino acids. Gene Ontology annotation, biological process: protein homooligomerization. The transcript has a single exon. The record is from RefSeq and is a predicted model, not a curated record. NCBI's taxonomy places the organism in Eukaryota, Metazoa, Arthropoda, Insecta, Diptera, Tephritidae.
CAGGCGCUACUGACCAGCGGGCGAUAAGACAAAAAAUUUCAAUGAAAUUGAAAAUAUAUAUAAACUUGAUAAAUGUUGAUGAGCUGAGUGUUUAAAUAUAGUUACUUGUGGCUAGUACAAAAAGUCAGCAACAUAAAAUUAAACGAAAAAUAAGCGUCAAACGUAAAAGUCAGCUGAAGUGCAGUGAUAAUCCAAGUAUUUGUCUGAGCAGAGCAGUCAGCGUAAUUGGCUGUAGUUUAAAGCAAGAGUGUAGAUACAAAAGCGAACAGUCAGCAUUGAACGGUGCACAGCUGCAGGUGGAGGAUGCUGAGCGCAUAGCUGACUUAUUGGCUAUAUGAUUUAAUACAAACGUGACGCUACUACCAUAUGCGAACGCAAACGUGAGGAAGUGAUAAGAAUUUAAAAAAAUUUAAAUAAAAAAAUAAAAAUUAUUUUAUUUAAAAAAUUAAAAAAAAAAAUAAAACACAUUUUUAUUGAAAAUAAACACAAGUGUAUAUAAGGCUGCUAAAAGUGACGUGAAAACUCAGCCAAAAAAUUGCAUAAUUUAUAUAUAAAAUAUCAUAUUUUUUCAAAAUAUAUGAAUAACAACAACUAAGAAGCUUCCCUGACCACACUUCCACUAAAGCACCGCAAUACAAUAUGACCGAAGUAAUUGAGCUGAACGUUGGUGGCGUACACUACACCACCGUGCGGGACACACUGCUGCAGGAGAAAUCCUCACAGCUGCACGAACUCUUCAGCAACACCGACGCACUGGUGAAGGACAACAAAGGACGCUACUUUCUCGAUCGCGAUGGUGUACUCUUCCGCUACAUACUGGAUUAUUUGCGCGAUAAGCAGCUCAGCCUGCCGGAGGGCUUCCGCGAGAAGCAACGCCUACAACGCGAAGCGGAACACUUCAAAUUGACCGGCAUGUUGGAGUGCCUACGCAACGCCAGCGAUAUGCGUGCCCCCGGCUGCAUCACUAUCGGCUAUCGCGGCAGCUUUCAGUUCGGCAAGGACGGGCUGGCCGAUGUGAAGUUUCGCAAACUCUCACGUAUACUGGUUUGUGGGCGUGUGGCGUUGUGUCGCGAAAUUUUCGGUGAUACAUUGAAUGAGUCACGCGAUCCCGAUCAUGGUGGACCGGAUCGUUACACAUCACGCUUCUUCCUCAAGCAUUGUUUCAUCGAGCAGGCUUUCGAUAUGCUACACGAGCGUGGCUUCCGCAUGGCUGGCAGUUGUGGUUCUGGUACGGCGGGCUCGGUGGCGGAACCCAAACCGGGUGUGGACACAGAAGAGAAUCGAUGGAACCACUAUAAUGAAUUCGUUUUUGUGCGCGAAUAAGCAGUUGAUGGUAGCCAAACAGCAGUUGUUGUUGUUGUUGUGGCGGUUGAGUAACAGUCGUCGAUUUUAAGUACGCAGUUUUUUAGAUUGUAAGUAGACGCGUUGUUGUUCGCUUGUGAUGUUGCAUAUGUAUAUAAGAGACUUGUUGAAGCGCGGAGACAAAGCAAGUGAAGAAAGUAGUGUGAAAGCAGCCCUUCAUACAAAAAAAAAAAAAAA